CGUGGGAACGCUUCCGGCAAAAUGAGUUCCCUUUCCAUCCCACCAAACCACGUCGAAAUCGGCGCCGAAAUUUCAGCGUCUCUCACAUGAAGUGAAAUGAAACGCAGAAAACUGCAUCCACCCAAGCAAGAUGCUUUGUUGAUUCUCUCAAGUUCGUCGACCUCUCCGUCGGUAUUCACACCACACAAAGUCCACUCUCCAAAUCUUGUCACGACCCUCAAGUCUACCCUCCCACCUUUAUAUUAAUGAAUUCCAAAUAACUGUUAAUCUCUGUGACACCAGAAACGAUGGCAUCAACCAUGAGAAGGGAGCCGCUGCUGCAGCUUUUGUUCUUUAUUUUGAGUAUAUGUUCACCAAAAAACACGGCUGCUCAGCCGUUAAAGGCAGAAUCAGAAGCGCUUCUCAAGUGGAGAGACAGUCUCCAAGCAGCCCAUGUACUGAAUUCUUCUUGGUCGUUCCUCAACUCUAACUAUGGCCCCUGCCACUGGGAUGGGAUAGCUUGCAGCGGUGACAACACGAGUAUUGUCAAGAUAAGUCUUGAAAACCAGCAUCUUCAAGGUACGCUCGACCAUUUCGACUUUGCUGCCUUCCCAAGUCUUGCAUAUUUGGAUCUUAGAGGUAACAAUUUUUCUGGAAGCAUUCCCAAUGCUAUAGGCAACCUCUCCAAACUUUCCUUUCUUGACAUGUCGGUGAAUCAGUUUUCUGGCAGCUUACCGGAAAGUAUUGCCAAUCUUAAGAACCUUGUUUCUAUAAACAUGUCAUUCAACUCGCUCACGGGUCCUCUCCCUACUUCUAUUGGACAACUACCUAGUCUUGUAAAUUUAACCAUCAGUGACAACCUUCUUACUGGUGCCAUUCCUCAGACGAUAGGAGAGCUUAAAAAUCUCAACUUCUUGGACCUUGAUACGAACUCACUUACAGGUUCAAUUCCAGCCCAAAUUGGAAAUCUGUCCAAUCUGCAACUUUUGUUCCUUGAGUACAAUUUCUUGAGUGGCACCAUUCCACCUGAACUAUGGAAGCUUAGUAAGCUCACUCAAUUAGACUUGACAUCUAACUUUCUUCCAGGUACAAUCCCUCCUUCGAUAGGUAACAUGUCUAAUCUUUACUACUUGGCUUUGAACAAUAAUAGCCUUUCUGGAUCUCUACCUCCGCAGAUGAAUAAUUUCACGAGUCUAGGCUUUUUGUACCUUUCACAAAAUAAUCUCUCUGGUUCUUUACCAUCAGACAUAUGUAAGGGUGGUAAACUCAUCCAAUUUGCUGCUUUCAACAACCAUUUCACUGGACCAAUACCAAAAAGCUUGAGGAAUUGUACAAGCUUGUCUAGACUUAGAUUACAUGGGAACCAACUUAAUGGCAGCAUUUCAGAGGCAUUUGGAUCCUACCCCAACUUGUCCUACAUUGACAUGAGCAACAAUCGAUUAACGGGAGCGCUCUCACAAAACUGGGGCGGAUGCCCUAGACUUGAACACUUGGAUUUCUCUAACAACCACCUCACUGGCAAGAUCCCAAGUUCGAUAUCCCAAAUGGCACAAUUGAUGGAGAUAAAUAUUUCUGCCAAUUAUUUAACUGGAGAGGUUCCAAGAGGAAUAGGGGAACUAUCAUUCUUGCUGAAGAUGGACUUGAGCAACAAUCAAAUUUCAGGGGGCAUACCAUUUGAGAUUGGCAGGUUGACAAAAUUGCAGGAACUGGAUUUAUCAUCCAACAACCUCCAAGGACCAAUACCUGAGGAGCUUGGGAAUUGUGAUGAAUUGAUUCUAUUGAAGGUGAGCAACAACAGCUUAAGCGGAACAAUUCCUUUUCAGAUAGGAAACUUGGCACAGUUGCAGAUACUACUAGAUCUUAGCAAUAACAUGCUAAUGGGGUCGAUACCAGCCCAACUUGGGAAAUUAAAUUAUCUGGAGAGACUCAACCUUUCCCAUAACAAGCUUGUGGGUACAAUCCCAUCAUCUUUGGCAGGAAUGCUUAGUUUGACGUCAGUCGAUUUGUCCUUUAACAAUCUCACGGGGCCUCUUCCAAACAACCCUGCAUUUCUGAAUGCUUCAGCAGAAUCAUUCAUAGGUAACCUUGACUUAUGUGGAGGACUUGCCUUGCAGCCAUGCAAGCCUCCCUCAGUGGGAAAAAGUCAUAUGAAAAGUCAAAAAUUUUUGUCCAUCAUUAUUCCAGUGGUUGCUGUGCUCAUUCUUAUAUUCCUUCUUAUUGGAAUUUACAAAGUUUGGCAAAAAGCAAUGCAGAGGCAUGACAAAAGAAGCAUUCUUGCCGAAACAAACCAUGGAAAGGAUCUAUUUUCUAUAUGGAACUAUGAUGGCAAACUUGCUUAUGAGGAUAUUGUCAGUGCUACAGAGAAUUUCAGUGACGAGUAUGUUAUUGGUAGAGGAGCACAUGGUAGCGUUUAUAGAGUUGAACUACCCACAGAUCAAAUUGUGGCUGUCAAGAAGUUCAAUCGGACUGGUAGUGAUGUGUUAACAGACAUGGACUUCAGAAAUGAGAUUAAAGCAUUGACAGAAGUCCGCCACAGGAACAUAGUCAAGCUCUAUGGAUUCUGUAAGCAUCCUCAAUGCUCAUUCUUGGUGUAUGAAUACAUAGAGAGAGGAAGCUUGGCAAGCAUACUAAGCAGCAACAAAGAGGCUGAAAGUUUAGACUGGGCAAAAAGGGUGAACAUCAUAACUGGUGUUGCCGAUGCUUUGUCAUACAUGCAUCAUGACCAUUCAGUUCCAGUAAUCCAUCGGGACAUCUCUAGCAAGAACAUUUUGUUAUAUCCCGAUUUCAGUGCAUGCAUUUCAGACUUUGGAACAGCUAGACUACUGAACCCAGAUUCAUCAAAUUGGACUGGCCUUGCAGGGACACACGGCUACAUGGCACCAGAGUUGGCAUAUACCAUGAGAGUAACAGAGAAGUGUGAUGUCUACAGCUUUGGGGUGGUAGCUCUUGAAAUUCUGAUGGGAAGGCACCCAGGGGAACUAUUAUCAUCUUUGGUUAUUCUCACAAGGCAAGAACUUGAUGUAAAGCUCAGGGAUAUGCUGGACCAACGAAUAGCAGCUCCAGGGGACCAGCAAGAAGCAGAGAUGGUGGCUGCUGUAGCCAAGCUUGCAGUCAUGUGCAUAGACAUGAAACCGGAAUCACGGCCUACAAUGCGCUCUGUUUCUCUGCAUCUUUCCUCUCCCAGCAGAAAGCAUUAUUUGUUCAAAGCCUUACAAGAGAAUCACUCAAACAGAUACGAUGCAUCAUGAGAAUGUACAAAACCUCAUUGUCCCAUUUGAGUAGGCCGGGUAGCCUCGUCCAGGUGAAUGUUGCAAAAACAGUGAUUACACACUCCCAGAAUUUUACCUCUUCAAAAUCGGGGCAUUUGCCUCUCCAAGUAGGUGUAGUGCUUGAAUUCGAGGAUUUGCAGUAAAUGAUUGAAA
Messenger RNA from Nymphaea colorata (pocket water lily), 3401 nucleotides. RefSeq names its product MDIS1-interacting receptor like kinase 2-like. NCBI's taxonomy places the organism in Eukaryota, Viridiplantae, Streptophyta, Magnoliopsida, Nymphaeales, Nymphaeaceae. Gene Ontology annotation, biological process: protein phosphorylation. The record is from RefSeq and is a predicted model, not a curated record. The transcript has 2 exons. The coding region runs from base 288 to 3227 and encodes 979 amino acids. Gene Ontology annotation, molecular function: protein binding; protein kinase activity; ATP binding.